UCAUAUUCAGACUUUGAGGUUUGUGUUGUGGUUAUAUGCGUCAAGCAGAAUCUUUCCAAAACAAAAGCGCUCGUUGAAAAUUGUGAUAUAAAACAGCUGAGAAUGAUGCUUCUUACUGCGUAAUGGCUUCUGCGUCACUUACUACGCAAUAUCGUGACCGAGACCUUGAACUGCACAUAUGUUGUUCUUCAUGUAUGCCAGUACUACAAAUUCUUGAGAAUUUUUGUUGUUUAGAAUAUCGUUCUACAGCCGCACCAACCUUCCGUAUAAUCCGUGAGGUCUACGAAAGCACUAAUGCACAUGAACGCUUUGAAGCUGAACUGGAUAAGGCGCUGGAGGCUAAGGUGGAUUAUAUAAUUAUCGAACCACCAAAGUUGGGUGACGAGACAGCACGUUGGAUAACUGUAGGCAAUUGCUUACACAAAACAGCAGUUGUGUCAGGAGUAGCUUCGCUUAUAUCCAGUUUAAUAUGGCGGGACCGACCAGUCAUCGCUGCGCCUAUGUGCGCUAUAUCGCUCUUCUGUACAGGUUUAUACACAGUAUCAUGGAACUAUGAUCCUUGCUGUCAGUAUCAGGUGGAGAGAGAUGAUGAAAUUCUAAGCAAAUUACCUCUUGGAGAUGUGUCAGCGCCUAUGAUCUUAGGCUAUUCACCCAAUAACAAAACCAAGUACUUGCAUCGCAGCGUUACUUUGUUCUCCGCAGCAUUCUGUGCAUGGCAAAUCUGGCGGUCAUAUAAGUAGCUAGGCUUACAAGCAAUCAGUCGCGUAGUCUGAGCAGAGAGUUGUAUGCUUUUUUAUUUAGAAGAAAAGUAGCUUAUCAAUGCCACACUCAAAGUACUGCAUAUGUUUGUAUAUUUAAUAUAUGUACUGUGUGCGAACACGCCUCUACGCUCUCACGGCUAUGCCAUAAACACCAACAGUACCCAAAACUCCACAAAAAACACAUAUGCACAGUGAUGAAUUAACAAACUCAACGGCGGCGAUAGCAACUGUAUUAGCUCAGUGUGUUGUAGUAAUUAAAUGAAUAAGCAUCCCAAUUUUUUCCCUUUUAAAAUGCAAUUAAACUUUUAUUUUAUAAUAACUUUUUUUUUACAAGUAAUAAGAAUGAAGAUAACGUUAUAACGCGUUAAUUUAAAAAUGAAAGCAUAAACAAAAUUUAUGGGAUUAAUUUGGAUUUGUAGUAAAUUCUUAUUUCAAUAUAUCGCCCAAAAUGACGAUUUGUUAAUACAAUGUAUGUUUGUAUAUGUAAGGGGAAAUUUAUUCAAAUAAAUUAAUUGUACAAUUAAAAGUUUCGCUUAGCUAAAAGUUUAAGAAGACAUGAGAACCAAAACUAAAUUGAGCAUUUUUGCAAUUUUAAAUCAAUUAGUUUUAUUUAAUAUUUUAUAAUAUACAUAUGUAUUUGCUAACGUGCUGCAACGUAUAUUCUCUUCAUUUCAUCAUAACUAUUUACAUUUUUUUAAGUUAUUUUAUUUUAUUUUUUUAAAGACAUACAUAUAUAAAUUGCACUACUUUCUCUGUCAUCAACAUUGUUCUUAGCGAUAUUUUAUUUUUUUUUUGUAAAAGUAGUGGCAUUCAGCAGCAGCAAUAAACGACAUUCGCAUUAAACGACAAGUGUAUAAUAAUAUAUUCUUUUAAUCGUUUAGUGAUAAAAAAAAGAAACUAAAACUUUAAGUAAACAAGAAAUUAAAAAAAAAAAUAAAUAAAAAAACAAAUACAUGUUUAGCAAUUAAAAAUCAAAUGACCUAUUGGAAUCGGUUAAGAAACGUACGCGUUUGUGUUUCACUUAUGUAUGUAUGUAAAUUGUUACAAUUGUAAAAUAUUCAAAUGUAGCUAAGACAAAGUCAAAUAACGUAUAAACGAAAA
Ceratitis capitata (Mediterranean fruit fly) is the source of this 1862-nucleotide messenger RNA. It is a transcript of the gene Pmi, whose product is annotated as transmembrane protein 11 homolog, mitochondrial. The record is from RefSeq and is a predicted model, not a curated record. Gene Ontology annotation, biological process: inner mitochondrial membrane organization. The transcript has 4 exons. The coding region runs from base 123 to 740 and encodes 205 amino acids. Gene Ontology annotation, cellular component: mitochondrial inner membrane. NCBI's taxonomy places the organism in Eukaryota, Metazoa, Arthropoda, Insecta, Diptera, Tephritidae.